This is a messenger RNA of Drosophila gunungcola (fruit fly), 621 nucleotides long. RefSeq lists its product as uncharacterized. The record is from RefSeq and is a predicted model, not a curated record. NCBI's taxonomy places the organism in Eukaryota, Metazoa, Arthropoda, Insecta, Diptera, Drosophilidae. The transcript is spliced from 4 exons. The coding region runs from base 246 to 518 and encodes 90 amino acids.
UGUAACUGCAAGAUGCAUCUUAAACAAUAACGAUUUUAAUAUCCAAUUAACGUGUUUUUUUUCUAUCGCCUGACAUGCAUCGGCCACAAAUUUACAAGAUUCCGGAUAAAGCCGCCAACAAGCCAAUUAAAUGAAAUCCCCCCAGCGGAAUUAUCGGGUAUAUAAAGAAGUCGAACUGGCAGCAACUGUACAGAAAACACAAUUUUCACCAUUUUAGUGAGCCGUAAGAACGUGACAGCUCGGAAAUGAAGCUAUUUUGCGUUGUUUUGGUUAUUUACGUUGUGGCUCUGACCCUCUUCGGUGUCGACGGACGUGGCGGGGGCACCACAAACGGAGCAGAGGGACCGAAUAUUGUCGGGAUGUUGAACCGGGCUCGUCGUGAUGUCUUUGAGGAAAACCUGUUAGCCAAUGAGCCUCCGCCACCACCACAACAAUUCCGCCAACGUCGUCAGGCUCCACCUGGAAUGCCGCCCCCACCGGACGGUCUACCAGCACCACCUCAGUUCAUUGUGCUCUAAAGGUAUCUGAAUGUAUAGCAUAAAGUUGGGCGUUUGUGCAUGUAAAAGGGAACCACAUCGAAGCUAAUAAAACUAGUUUGAAGCAUUCCAAAAAUUACAAAAA